Molecule: messenger RNA, 2070 nt
Organism: Closterium sp. NIES-65
Lineage: Eukaryota; Viridiplantae; Streptophyta; Zygnematophyceae; Desmidiales; Closteriaceae
Source: the annotation of a GenBank genome assembly
AUGGAUGUCGCCUCUCCGCGUGCUGUGCGUGCUGUUAUCAGACCACCUCGUGGCCCUCUCGUAGUUGCUUCUGCUUCGUCCGUACGAAGAAUAGACCGUUUCCUGUUUCUCUCUUCCCUCCUCCUCCCCUUCUUCUCUCACACUCACCUUUCUUUGCUCUUCAUCGUUUUCUCUGCCAGCUCCUUCCAUUCGUACGACGAUAGACCCUUCCCUUCCCGUUUCUGCCUCCUCCCUUCUUUUUUUCCCUUUCUCUCGUUUUCUCCGCCGUCUCUCUGCCGCUUCGCUGCUUCUGCUCCCUGUUUCAUCUUGCUCCCCUUGUACCACACCAGUCCCCUUGUUCUUCCUGCCUCUCUCCCGUCUUCUCUCCUUCGUCCUCUCUCUUCCCUUUCCUCUCCUGAUCACCGCCUCGCCUCCGCAUCACAUUCCCGUUCCUCACCCCUCCCUGCUCCCUUCACUUUUUCUUCCCUCCCCCUCCCCUCCCCCCUCUUCCCUCCAGGGGCGGCGCCAGUACUUCCCCUUUCCGCCCGCCACGCCCUGCUCGACCCGCUCUUCCUCUCCGCGCCACUCCCCUCGCUAGACGCCGCCCUCCCCCUCCUCUCGCUCCCCCCCUCCAUUUCCGCCUACACUGCGCCCCUCCCUACCUCCCUCCCUACCUCCCUACCUCCCUCCCUCCCUCCCUCCCUACCUCCCUCCCUCCCUCCCUCCCUCCCUCCCUCCCUUCCUCCCUUCCUCCCUCCCUCCCUCCCUCCCUCCCUCCCUCCCUCCCUCCCUCCCUCCCUCCCUCCCUCCCUCCCUCCCUCCCUCCCUCCCUCCCUCCCUACCUCCCUCCCUCCCUCCCUCCCUCCCUCCCUUCCUCCCUCCCUCCCUCCCUCCCUCCCUCCCUCCCUCCCUCCCUCCCUCCCUCCCUCCCUCCCUCCCUCCCUCCCUCCCUCCUCCUCCCUCCCUCCCUCCCUCCCUCCCUCCCUCCCUCCCUCCCUCCCUCCCUCCCUCCCUCCCUCCCUCCCUCCCUCCCUCCCUCCCUCCCUCCCUCCCUCCCUCCCUCCCUCCCUCCCUCCCUCCUCCCUCCCACCCCCACCUCUUAUCCGUUUAGGCUGCUCCUCAUCGCCAUCUUCUGGCUUGCCUGACGAGGAGACUGCCAAAGAAGCCGUCAGGCCAGGAGGCUUAGAGGGCCCGCCUGCAGCUUCUCCUCCUCACACGUGUCCAAACGUUACUGGAGCAGGGAGCAUGCAUCUGCGACCCCUUUCGACCUUCCCUCUUCCCGCUUCUGAGUCAUCCCCGUCUCUGGUCAAGGACCCCUCCCCACGCGCCACAGGGGAUUUCUCGUCAGCCAACACAGUGCAUAUCUCGCUCAAACAGUGCACGCCCCUCGCCAUCGCAGAGCUUCUCCCAUCGCCCUCACCCCCCUCUCUCCUUACCUUCGGAUGCGCCUCUCCACUCGCUGUCGCAGCUUCUCUUGUCGCCAUCGCUGCGCCGCCUCUCCCCUCGCCGUCACAGCGCCCUUCCCGUCACUCUCGCCACGCCUCUUCCCUCGCCUCUCAUCUCCUCUCCCCACGCCGUCACAGUGUCUCUCCCCCUUUCCGCCGCAGUGCCUAUUCCGGGGGUGUAACAUCACCUCCCUUCCUUGUCCUCUCUCGUCUCUGCCCUAUCCUAUGCCCCCUCUCUACCCUGUCCCAUCCCCUCAUUCCACCCUGUCCCAUCCCCUCAUUCCGCCCUAUUCCAUCCCCUCAUUCCGCCCUGACCUAUCCCCUCACUUCGCCCUGUCCCAUCUUCUCACUCCGCCCUGUCCCAUCCCCUCACUCCGCCCUGCCCCAUCCCCUCACUCCGCCCUGCCCCAUCCCCUCUCUCCGCCCUGUCCCAUCCCCUCACUCCGCCCUGCCCCAUCCCCUCACUCCGCCCUGCCCCAUCCCCUCACUCCGCCCUGCCCCAUCCCCUCACUCCGCCCUGCCCCAUCUCCUCACCAUCCUAGACGAGCAAGGCGCAAGGCUCAGACAAACUGCAUGGACGUGCGUGCCGCCUCACCUUGCAUCUGCUUUCAUCACCUCAAAGGUGCAGAUGAGCUACAUCACGUAA